Messenger RNA from Nothobranchius furzeri (turquoise killifish), 2759 nucleotides. Lineage: Eukaryota; Metazoa; Chordata; Actinopteri; Cyprinodontiformes; Nothobranchiidae. The record is from RefSeq and is a predicted model, not a curated record.
ACAGAUGUUUUGAGAGACAGUUCGACUUGUUUUUGUUGGCAUCGAGCCGCUCUGAACAUAAACCAGCCACCAGUAUGGUACCGUUUCCUCGUGUAAAACUGGGUUUCUCAUCUUGGGUUCUGAGGUUCUGAUCGGAAUCUUUGAUCCAGUUGACUUCCUGAUCACCGGUUCCUCUGUGUUUCUGGUCCUGUUUUAACAUCAGGUCGUGUCCUCUGCAGGAGCAGCAGGGGGCUGUGUCCAUUUCUGACGUUUAACUACGUAGAACCCAAUCAGAACCACAGAAACCACCAAAGUCACAGCGACCACGACCCAGAUUCAGAGCAAAACGCCCUCCGGCACCGUGGAGACAUUCAGUGUUCCGUUCUUAGAAACCUGUUCGGCUACUGGAGUCAUGCUGGAGUCGUGUUUGAGGUCAGGGCUGGAGUGGGACUUAUUUUCAGCUCUGGAGUUUCAGGGUUCAGACCGGUGUUCUCCGUCUGAGAGGAGGGCCAAGAUGGCAGCGUGACGAGGCGGAUUCUUACGAGCUCUCAACACUAUAUGAUAAUAAGUCAUAUCUUCAGUGCCUUUUUGACGUUUAUCCUGCUUCCAAGCUUCUUUGAAGAUUAGUGUGGUUUGUGUUCAAGGCACUAUAAGGAACAAGAACAUGUCAAAAUCUGUUCAGGAGAGGUUACGCACCUCGAGCUAACAACUAGUGGCUAGCGUGCUAGCUAGCAACCAAACUAUCUGAAAACAAAAACGGACAAACAGCAGAUGGCAGAGGACUUUCUUCCACUACCAAUAACACCAUCCAAACCUAGCCUACCCUAACCCUACCUACUACAUCACUAAAGUCAGUCGAUUGCAAGUUUUUAGGAACCAUGACUUGAUCUGGACUGGGGCAACCUACAUAAACCCUAAAUAAAUGCAUGAGAGGAUUUCUGAAGAACGAAGCUCAUUUUCCUCUGAACACAAGUUAUGGAAGUGCUUGUCCAUCGUUUGUGUUAGAGGCGCCGUUCCCUCUCGGCUGCCUGAUUGCAGGGGCGGGCCCCUCCCAAGCCCUGGCCGGGGGCUCACUGCCCUGAAGCUCCACCCCUGACGUGAAGAAGGAAAGUCUGCCUACUUUGUUGACAGUCGAGAUUUCGUGAACGGAGCCGAAAUUCACAUAUAAACUUUAAAUCACACCAAGAAUCUCAAGUCUUCUCAAACCCCAGAUGGGAAGGACCUGAUUGGUGUCCAGAACCUGCUGAAGAAGCACCAGGCUCUGCAGGCUGAGAUCACAGGUCAUGAACCUCGCAUCAAGGCUGUCACCCAGAAAGGAGAGACCAUAAUGGAGGAAGCAACAAGUGGCUCCAACUGACGAUGAGACCGGGAAGGAGCUGGUUCUGGCUCUGUACGACUACCAGGAGAAGAGUCCUGGAGAGGUCACCAUGAAGAAGGGCGACAUCCUCACGCUGCUCAACAGCACCAACAAGCUGAAUGAGGAUGGAGAGACGGGUCGGACCUGGAGCAGGUCGAGGUCUUGCAGAAGAAGUUUGACGACUUCCAGAAGGACCUGAAGGCCAACGAGUCCCGCCUGAGGGACAUCAACAAGGUGGCAUCUGAACUGGAGUCAGAAGGUCUGAUGGCUGAGGAGGCUCCUAUGGUUCAGGCUCAGCAACAAGAACAUCUGGGUUCUGCUCCUGGAAAGACCGUACGGUUGGGCGUUCAGACGACGGCUAACUUUAAUUCCAUCAAGGAGCUGAACAACAGCUGGCGCUCGCUGCAACAGCUUGCUGAAGACCGGAGCAACAUGCUGGGCAGCGCCCAUGAGGUGCAGCGCUUCCACAGAGACGCUGAUGAGACCAAAGAGUGGAUCGAGGAGAAGAACCAGGCCCUGAACACAGACAACUACGGCCACCACCUGGCCAGCGUUCAGGCUCUGCAGUGUGAACAGGAAGGCUUUGAGCGUGACCUGGCAGCUCUGGGUGAUAAGGUCCGCUUCCUGAUUGGUACCAGGACCCGGGUUGUCUCUGGAGACACGUUCUUCAUGGUUCUGGUGACUCCACCCCAGCCGUUCCUGAUCAGCAAUCAGCGGGGUGCUUUCCUAUUUAAGGUGGAUGGAGGACACAAUUUGACGCCAGAAGAUUGCCUCAGUUUUGGAUUCCUGUCGACCUCAUUGGAUACUGAACUCUACUCCAGGAUUUGGAUAUUCAACACACGGACCUUAUCACCAGCCUCCAUAACCCACCUCUCAUCUCACCCAGUGCCCCAUCCACCAGGACACCCCGCUUCUCUCCACCUCUGCUCCCUCUCCUGCGCUUCCUCUCUACCUCUCUCUCCUCCAGCCAACACAUACACCCACCACAGUAAGUCUGCUGAACACCUCUGCCUGCCUACAAUGGAUUUUGAAACCAGAACCUAUGCUCACCUGUGUUCUCCCUCCUCCAGACGCUGAGCUGUUGUUGCAGUUCCAACCACAGACUUAUCUGUGCACCUUAAGUUCCUCCUUAUAAAUAAAUCAUUUUUUCCAUCAGUUUUCGGUCAGUGUUGUAUUCUGCAUGUCUUGGGUUAAGUACCUUCCUCCAAACAUGACACUCUUCUUCAAAGAGCAAAUCUGUUCAGCACAUUCUGACAGACAGACCACCAUUCUUCUGUCAUGAUGCUGUACAGGACAUUUUUAAGAGUUUUUCUUUUUAAAGAUAAAUAGGAUUACAUUUAAAUAGCAAUACUUUCACAUUAUCAUUUUCCCACACUUCUGUAUAACUGUAUUUUGUUGUUUUUCAAUAAAGAAUGACAAAUUA